AGGGAACCUGUUUUAGUAAUGCUUAGUGAUGAAAACAUGGAGUAUGGGGACACACACCCCAAUUACCUCUCUUCUUUAGCCAAGCUGGGGAUGCUGAAUGUAGGAAUUGAACAGUAAAAAGAAACAGACUUGAUCCUGUAUCAGAGAAAAGGCGAUUUACAACACUUGAACUCCGAGGGGGGAAGACUUGUGAAGAUACCUGUCUUUGCCCUUACCUGUUAUUCUACAUUGGUUCCUUAAAGAAAUCUUCCUUUUGCAGCCUCACCACUUGUUUCUUUGCUUCUGUCUGCUUCUGUUCUUGUACUUAAUAUUUCAGGAGAGUUUCACGGUCCUCUGCCACUUCAGAAAACUACCUUAUCUUUUCAGUCUAAUUCCCUUGAGAUAGCAUGAGGUCGAUGUUUUUGAACGACUUAGCUUUUGCUGCGCCUUUGCUGAGGUCAGUCACAUUAAAACAAGGUGGAAAUGAACAGUCACAUUAAUGAGAGAGGAGGGCCCUAGAAUUUCAAAGAAUGUGGUUAGGGUAAGUAUUUCAUAUGGAGCUUUGAAACAGUCAUGUUAUAAAGUGGAUGGAGGUGCAUAGCUUAAGAUGGCCAUCCAUGUGCAAUGCCCUGCAUAUUGUACACUAUGACUUUGCAACCUGCAGGACCUCCUCCUCCAUUUAGAUCAGGGCUACAAAUCACCCCCUGGAAAACUGUCAUCUUCUCAUAAAUUUGAAGAGGAAGUUGGAGUUAAUGGUUGAAUGCAGGUUAUAGCCUCUUCUGACUGCUGAGGGUGGCCCUGUGGCUGUGAAUGGCUGAUGGCCCAUAUACCUAAACAUACUUCUCCAGGAGUGGUCUGCUGUGUCAGCCGUGCGUGGCCACUCUGGUUGCUCCUUUGCAACAAAGCAGAACCUACUACAGGCGGUGGUUGCAGUUGUUGGGAGGGCUGGAAGCUGGAGUCUGUCUAAAAAGUUCUCUUCUGCCAGAGGAGCAGGUGUCUCCAUGCAGAACCCCUUGGGUGAGGGAUCUACGGGGGGAAAGGAACAGCCUUCUUCCUUUUCUACAAAUGAAUUUGAGGUAUUAACUCUCUCUGUGGCUUCUGAAAUUGAAAGCAAACAAAAACUGUUCAAGAAACUGAUGUGGUUGGGUUGUUUUUUGGGAUUUUUUUUUUACAGUAUGAUUUCAGCUGCCACUGUAAGACUUCAGAAAUAGUUUCUAGUGUUAAAGUAUGGUAAUUCUGCGGUGAUGGAUGGUUUUCUAGAAGAAAGGCUGAAAGUACCGAUGCAUUUACAUGAAAAUUGGACAAUCUUGAAGUCCAGCUAUGCUUUCAAAAGCCUAAAGGCAAUUUCUUCACAGACUAGAAAUGGUGCUUUGAUUUCGCCUCCUUCGUUUCUUUGACAAAAGCAUACGUGCCCUUUCAGAUUCAGGUCUUUUAACUCUAUUUAGAAGAUUUACAUUAAAAUAUUAUAAUAACGAUCACAUGGCUGUGACUGAUAUGUUUCAGAUGUUAAAGGGCUGUGCCCAAAUCACAGUUGUUCUUCACGACAGAGCUGCGCCAGGGGGCAACACAUUUCUCUUUGGAUACUGCUUCAAACCUCUGCACUCUGGGAUACUUCCUGUUUUUGCUUGAAAAUAAAAGCAUGAGUCAUUCUGGAAGGCAAUUAAGGAAGAGAUGAAAUAAAUAGCAAAGAAUGACUCGUAUAAUACCCCCAGUAUAGUUCCAGAUCUACUUGUAAAACCUCAUCCAGUUUCCCAGAUUUGUACUUUUUCAAAGUUUCUGGUUAUUUUUGUGUGUUCAGACUGCGUGAUGGGAAGGACUAAUAGAAAUGAAAAUCAAUAGCACGGAAUUGGGAAAUGAUUUUUCAGCUUCUUUAAAGCAAGGCAUGAGAAACCAGACCAUUACGGAGUUCUUCAAACCAGUUUUAAACCAAGACCUUGGCCAUAAAGACAGAACUGUGUUGGGCUCACCAGACAGAGGAAAUGUAAAAGAUGCAGGAAAUGGACUGUCAGUUUUACGUGCUGAACCUUUUGAAAAGAAAAUAUCUUCUCCAAAGAAGGUCAGAAGAAAAAAGAUGCCAGACCAAACACCAAACACAAGUCCUGUGAUAGAUGCCUUUCGGAGAGGAAUUAAGGAGAAAAAGGAUAGUGUAAACUUUUUAGAGAAUGGCAGAGCAUGCAAAGCACUGGGUUCAUUGUACCCAAAAGUUGUGAUUUCAAAACUCCUUGUUACUGCAGGGUCUCGCAGCUGUUUCUUGGCCAAAGAGGAUAAAACUGUCAAGUCAGAACAGGGAAGAAAUGAGAAGUGUCUGGGUGUAACAAGAGCACCAUUGUCUUGUGGAAAUAGUUGGGAACAGGAAACUGACUGUAUGGAUCUAGAAGACGCCAGUUCAGACUCUGACAAACGGAUUUCAUCAUCAGAAGCUGAUACUCUAAAAGCCUGUGAUAGAAAUAAUGGCACUGCGAAUAACGCAUCUCUGUGCCAAAAGCCAGGUCUUCCCAUGAAAUUGCCCUACACUCCAACUGACUCUGAAUUCAGGUUGUCACUGGAAGCUCUCUGCAGAGAAAGGAAGCAGAAGAAACACAGAAUGAAACAAUCUAAGCCACAUCCUGUAAAGCCAUUCUCAGGAACAAGUGUAUCACGUCAGGGAAAUGGAUGUCCUUUAAGAAAAAUACCACAUUCCGGUUCAAGGGAGACUGCCUCAGAUAAUGCAUCUCAACCAAAGCCGGUUUCAAAACAUGAGGCAUCUUCUCCAAAUGCACUGAGAACAUCAUCCGAGAUGGCCGCUGGUAUGAGGAAGAGCCAGUCUGUCCCUUCAUGCUACCUUAGAUCUAAGAUGUCUUCUGGGCGAUCCAAACAAACAGACUUUCCUAGGAAAAGAAAGCGCGCUGCUGUGAGUAUGGAUGCAGACAGUUCAAAUCAAUCUGAAGUAUCAAGUUUGAAUGACGCUGCUUUUAGUAGAUCAUCUGCAAAAUGCAAAAAUAGGAGGUCUGACUUUGUAAAAAAUAUCCUUUUAAAGUCUACUUGUGGUGAUGUUCUGCAACUAAUGGAGGCUGCUGCUCUACCUGGACAUGAUUCUACUCUUGCAGAGGAAUACCUCAACUCAAGUGAUGAAAAUGAGAAAAAUAAUAGCUCCUCUGUAGGUUUGUCAUCUUCGUGUUCUGUACACAGUCCUGGUAAAAAUAACCAUGUUUCUGUUGUGGAUACCAAAGAGAAUCAAUUGCAGGUGGCUAACUCCUGCAUUUUCUUGGAAAAGUCACGUCCUUUUUCUCAGGAAAAAAGUACUGUGUUGCCUUCUUUCCACCACUUAACACAAACAAAAGGUGUGAAGUCUCUUCUCCAGAAGGCUGACUUAUCUCAGGUAUUGGAUGCUAAGAAAGAGCAAGAUGGGAAAAGACCAGAAAGAUGUGCACACAAAGUUUACAGUAUUCAAUCCAGCAACAGUUUUUCAAAAAUAAAAGAGAAGACUUCAGAAAAUGCUCCUGAUUCUUGUUCAAUGGAAGGUUCUGGGAAACUUGCACUCUCAGAAGACAGUGGUGAAAGUGUUCCCUGUUUGUUGUCUUUUAAAGAAGGGUGCAUGGACAGUGGCCAUACAUCUUCACAACUCUCUGGAGAGUUAGAAGUUGAAAGAACCUGUACAGACAAGUCCAAGUUGAAUGGAAAACCAAAAAGCAGCUUUGAUAGUGAAGACGAGAGUUUGGAAUGCAAUCUAGAUGAUGAUGACAAUGAUGAUGAAGUAUUCAUGCCACUGCAAGAAAUUCUCUCCUCAAGUCCCAAGCCACAGGCAGGAACCCUGGAGGAAUCUUGUCUUGACAGUUUUUCUCAGGACACCAUGACUCCAUUACUGAAGCUUCGUCUUUCUAAGCCUCCUGUUGUUAGCCAGGUGUCAUAUGUGAACAGCUUAGAACAUCUCUUGAAGGAGAAAGAAGAAUCUAAAAGGGUAGAUGAACUAGAAAAGCGGUUACAGGAAGACAUACAAGGAAGGGAAACUGAUUCUUCAGAUGGAGAAGAUGAGGAGAAUGCCAGUGGAGAUGAAGAUCUCUCAGAAGAGCACAGGGCGUUUAUAAAGAGAUUUUCAGUAAUAGCUCAUGCCAUACCUGACUACCACCCUGGUGAAGAUAUAUUUGAUUUAUCAACCUCUGGGAAAGUCUUCAAUCAGCAUAACCUUGACUUGAGGAAUUUUCAUUUCAUUCCUCAAAAUCCUAUAGAAAAGCUACUUCUUAGCUCUGGUGUAACACAGCAGCUUUCUUUAGCUGUUAAUGGUUUUCUAAGUUCUGCUUAUAGUUGUGUCUUGUGUCCCAUACCAAUUCUAAAGUGGCUUUUCCAGAUGAUGUCUGUUCAUCCUGACUAUUGUGUUUCCACUCAGAUUUUAGACAGAUUGAUGGAGAUAACACUAAAAAAUGCUUCCAUCAGUGAUGAACAGUCUAAACCAUGGAUUCCUUCACUAGCUGAUGUGUCAGCUGUUUUUGUCAAUAUGGGUGUUGCGAUUAGAUCUCUCUUUCCAUUGCAGCAUCUUCAGCCCAACUUUAACGAAUGUGAUAUUUUAAGUCAGAUGCAAGAAACAGUGAGUAAACAACAGCCAAGAGGAGACCUAACUUCUGCCAGUCCAGCCUUCUCCAGUCUACCAGAAAACAAUUUAAUUAAUGUGGUUAAGUUUCUAGGUUUCUGUUCAACAGUAAUUCAAGGUGGAUAUACUGAUCAAGAAAUAUUGCUGCUCCUUCUAUUGCUAUUUAAAAUAAGCUUGGAGAAACAGUUAAAACAAAUUCCUUUGAUAGAUUUUCAGUGCCUUUUCAUAAAGCUUCUGAUAAGUAUAAAAGACUGGGAUACAAAGAUGCCUGAACUCUGCCUGGCAGUGAGUGAACUCUCCAGUCAUCACCAUAAUCUCCUCUGGCUGGUUCAGCUGGUGCCUGGCUGGAUAAUACGUGGACGGGAAGUAAGAAGACGUCUUAGCCUAGUGAUAAUUUCAAAGCUUCUUAAUAAAAAGCAUAUAGAAAUACCUGAUGACAGCGACAAGCAGAUGUCUCUUCUGCACCAGUUUCUGGUGGUCAUGAAACCUUCUAAUCUACUAAAGAAGAUGAGAGAAGGACUGGGGCAGCAGAAUGCCGAUGGAGACCACCUUCAUACAGCCCUAGAACAGGAGGCAUACUACUUAAUCUACACCCUCCUUCAUCUAGUCAGUGAAGCUAGUUUCUUCGACGUUGUAAAUUCUAAUCAAAGGCAACAUUUACUGAAGCUUUGUGGUGCCUUAGAUAAGCACAUAAAAUGUGAUAUUAGGGAAGAUGCAAGGCUGUUUUAUCGAACUAAGGUAAAAGAUUUAGUUGCUAGGAUAUAUGGCAAAUGGCAAGAUAUGAUACAAACCACUCGGCCUACUCAGGCAUUAAUUCAUUUAUGCAACAAAUGUGACUGCACAGGAAGUGAUUUUAUAAGACCAAGUUAUAAAUGAAGUUGUCGUACUGGUCUUCAAGAAACGAGCAUAUCUGUAUUUGUUCUCUAGCUUCAGCACUUGCUCUAAAUGGAGAAAAUACUGUUCCUGAAGUAUCAACUCAAUGGAGAUUCAAGGAGAUGAGCAUUUGGCCAUGUAUGUAAAAACUGUGAAGGCCCUAUGAGGUCUGAAUUCCUUUGUGUGAAGUCUUGCCACACACGCAGUAUGUGCACAGAGCUCCAAGAGCUGUUUGUAAAAUAAUCAAAGGAAGAUGUGAUCUCCUUUUGUGCUCUCUGUGCAAAUGCUGUCAUUUAAAUCUUAACACUGUGGUUUGUCCGUAGGAUGUGUGUAUGUACAAAGAGAAAAUUAAGGUAUUGGGUAGAAACACCAGCUGGGGCUCCCCUAACAAGUGAGAUUUUUAGUAAUAUCAACAUGCACGUUUUAUAAUACUGCUUCCUUUUAAUUUUUGUAGAUUACCCUGUCUUGUCUUGUAUGAUAAAUUCCCUAUAACUUUCUAAGAUAAGAAUGUAAAAUAAGGCUUAAAAAAAAAUAACAAACCCCCAGACCUUCAAAUUUAAGUAUGUAUAUUACAUAUAAAGGAACUGCUAUACAAUGGACACGUGUCUUAUAGGGAAGGUGUUUUAUUUGCAAAUUCAUAUUAAAUGUUUUGUCUUUCAUUUCAAUUUAGAGAGUUAGCCUAAGACUGCCAUGUCUCUGUGCCCUUCACAGGAUAAUCAGCUUAUCUUUGUUCAAACAAGUUAUGCUCGUGGCAUUGGGGGGAGGGCGGGGGGUGGGAGAAAAUCCCUCUUUGUUAAUCUCAACAUGUUAUUUAAGAAUUGGAAGAAUCUACCUCAAAGGGUAUCUUUGUUUGACAAUAGAACUGCUUUAGGCUAAGAAAACCUGCAUGGUGUUACAUAGGUAUGGCAAUGCCAUCCUUUGCUCUGCCUGUCUUUAAUAUCUAUCAACCUUCCCUCUGGUAGCAGUUGCUUACUAUGUUUGAAUAUAUUGUAUGUAAUUUUAUUAAUGUUUAUAUUUUUUUUUCACUAAUGUUGUAUAAAGUUUAAAAAAAUUGCAGCAUAUGUUUACUGUAUGUAAUGUGUAUAUAUUUUCUUACCAUGUAAAGUUGAAGUUGCUGUCCUGUAUAUUUUGGAGAAGGGGAGGGGUUUAGAUGAACAGCUUUUGUACUGCAGUUCAAAGCACAUUGAAACUGCUGACUUUUUUUUUUUCCAGAUGAAAUAACCACUUUGAUAUUUACUUUUAUUUAACAGAACAAUGAAAAAAUAAAACCAGACAUGCUUUUCUAAUGAAACGUCCCUACACAAAAUGGGCAUGCCCCAGCUCCAUUUCACAAACAAAAGGCUGUGGGUUCUAUUUUGGUCUUACCGCACACGUCGUAGUUCUUGGGUUUGCAGCUGAUUAGCUUGCUAUAAAUGGAGAAGGUCUCGAAGUAAUUCUUAGUUCAGCCAGUCCUGUGUUUUCAUGCUUAAUGCCUGUGUAUACAUUCUGGCAUUUUCCUCCUCUCUUCCCCCUCCUGCUUUGUCUGGAGUUUUCAUCCAUCCGUUUUGUAGCCGAGUAGUAGUUCCCCAGUUGCUUAAGUCUAGACGUGGGUUGAGUUGGAGCUCAUCAGCAUCCUUAGAGAGAUGAUCCUGAAGCAUCACUGCAGCGUCUUUACAAGGGACAGCUGAGCUGAGCUCUGCUUCAGGACUCCUGGAAAUGAAAUAGCAAACCUGCUGCUGUUGUGUUUUGCCGACUCAUUUACUGGCCCCCAGCCAGAAGUCACAUGCAUUGGAAAAGGCUGUUUGCACAGUAAAUGUCUUAACUGCUUUGGUUGUCUUCAGACAAGCAUUUUGCACUGAGGUUUAUCUUUUGAUAUUAUGUUGGCUAUAUUAAGAGCCAUGUUUUCUCAUUUCAUGUGAAAUUAGGUGCACUUUAUUGCAGUAAUCACAGACAAAAAAUUAAAGGCCAACUAUAAA
Grus americana (Whooping crane) is the source of this 7371-nucleotide messenger RNA. It is a transcript of the gene SLF2, whose product is annotated as SMC5-SMC6 complex localization factor 2. Gene Ontology annotation, cellular component: site of double-strand break; nucleus. The coding region runs from base 1805 to 5419 and encodes 1204 amino acids. The transcript has 21 exons. Gene Ontology annotation, biological process: positive regulation of double-strand break repair; protein localization to site of double-strand break; DNA damage response. NCBI's taxonomy places the organism in Eukaryota, Metazoa, Chordata, Aves, Gruiformes, Gruidae. The record is from RefSeq and is a predicted model, not a curated record.